Molecule: messenger RNA, 1049 nt
Organism: Puccinia graminis f. sp. tritici CRL 75-36-700-3
Lineage: Eukaryota; Fungi; Basidiomycota; Pucciniomycetes; Pucciniales; Pucciniaceae
Product: 40S ribosomal protein S8
Exons: 5
Coding region: 104-739 (211 amino acids)
Biological process (GO): maturation of SSU-rRNA from tricistronic rRNA transcript (SSU-rRNA, 5.8S rRNA, LSU-rRNA); translation
Cellular component (GO): cytosolic small ribosomal subunit; ribosome
Molecular function (GO): structural constituent of ribosome
Source: RefSeq, a predicted model, not a curated record
CGCCCAGCCUGGGUCACUCGCCCCAAACCUCACCCUGCCCGUCCGCCGCUGAGACCAUCUACGCCCGAGUCCCGGAAUCCGAUCAGCCAAAGCUGCCCUCAAGAUGAGUAUUUCAAGAGACUCUCGACACAAGCGUUCGGCUACUGGGGCCAAACGUGCCCAGUACCGCAAGAAGAGAAAAUUCGAACUCGGUCGUCAACCAGCUAUGACCAAGUUGGGCGCCAAACGAAUUCACACCGUCCGGGUUCGUGGUGGCAACUUGAAGUACCGCGCCUUGAGACUCGAGGCUGGCAACUUUUCGUGGGGAUCUGAGCGAGUCACUCGCAAGACUCGUGUCAUUGGCGUCGUCUACAACUCCACCAACAACGAGCUGGUCCGAACCAACACCCUUGUCAAGGGUGCUAUCAUUCAAAUCGAUGCCACCCCUUUCCGUCAGUGGUACGAGUCCCACUAUGGUCAACCCGUCACCAAGCGAGGCAAGCUCGCCAAGGCUGAAGAACCCACCGGAGAAGCUGCCAAGGAAAAAUCCAAAUCUGUUCUCCAGAAACUUGAACAACGACGUCUGACAGGCAAGAUCGACCACAUGCUGGAAACUCAAUUCCAGGCUGGUAGACUUUACGCUUCCAUUGCUUCCCGACCCGGUCAAAGUGGACGCUGUGAUGGUUACAUUCUCGAGGGUAAAGAGCUUGAGUUCUACCUUCGACGAUUGAAAUCGUCAAAGCAAAAACAUGCUGCAUGAAAUUUCAAUGUUACGUUUGCCUUUGCCCGACCAGAGAUCGUUAUGCACCCUUCCUGUUCGAUUGUCAUCUUUCCUUAGACCACUUCGCAUGCCUGAAAUGAAAAAGACCCCACCGUCCUAUGCACUCCAUGUAUUCACCUGUUCCAGGACACUUCUCUCCUGCUUCCUUCCGCUCGUCCGUACAAGGUCAGGAAAAGUGAAACAUACACACUAUCUAGAAAGGCUGUAAUGGGCCAAUGCCAUCUCAAUCCAGAUCAAUUGAUACUGCGAUCUUGUGCAAUAUCAUUUUCUUGGUUUCAGUUGCUUGGGG